Messenger RNA from Malaya genurostris, 2245 nucleotides. RefSeq names its product potassium/sodium hyperpolarization-activated cyclic nucleotide-gated channel 2 (gene Ih). Gene Ontology annotation, molecular function: voltage-gated potassium channel activity. The transcript has 16 exons. The record is from RefSeq and is a predicted model, not a curated record. NCBI's taxonomy places the organism in Eukaryota, Metazoa, Arthropoda, Insecta, Diptera, Culicidae. The coding region runs from base 170 to 2158 and encodes 662 amino acids. Gene Ontology annotation, biological process: transmembrane transport; potassium ion transport. Gene Ontology annotation, cellular component: membrane.
UCAUUUUAGAUUGUUCAACGCUGCCAGUACGGAUUCCAUAAGGUUUCACUCGAAUCUUUUGAAUCAAAAUGAAAAUGAUUUAAGAGUGUCAAUUGAUAACACUUGUACAGAUUCACUAGUAACAGCAUUGGAUGAUGAAGCCCUGUUGAUUAAUGACUAUAUAAAUGACAUGGCAAAAUCAAAGGUUCAUUUCGAUGACGUCUCACUGUAUGGAACACCAAAAGAAGAACCACUUCCGAGUAUACCACCGCUAGCUGAAAAGCCAUCAUCGAAUUUUUUGAAGAACCAGUUGCAAGCAUGGUUUCAACCAACAGACAAUCGACUCGCUAUGAAGCUUUUUGGUAGUAAAAAAGCAUUAGUUAAAGAAAGAAUACGACAAAAGACAUCUGGACAUUGGGUGAUUCAUCCGUGCAGUUCUUUUCGGUUUUACUGGGACUUGUGUAUGUUACUGCUUCUCGUUGCAAAUCUAAUCAUUUUACCAGUUGCCAUAUCAUUUUUCAAUGAUGACCUCAGUACGAGAUGGAUUGCCUUUAACUGUUUAAGUGAUACAAUAUUUUUGGUUGACAUAGUAGUCAAUUUUAGAACAGGCAUUAUGCAACAAGAUAACGCCGAACAAGUGAUAUUAGAUCCUAAGCUUAUCGCAAAGCAUUAUUUGAAAACAUGGUUUUUUCUCGACUUGAUUUCAUCAAUACCCUUAGAUUAUAUUUUCCUCAUAUUCAAUCAGAUUCAAAAGAAUAAUCAGGAUUUUCCUGAUUCAUUUCAAAUUCUUCAUGCCGGAAGAGCAUUGCGAAUACUUAGAUUAGCUAAGCUGUUAUCUUUGGUGAGGUUACUACGGCUAUCUCGCUUGGUUCGAUAUGUAUCCCAAUGGGAAGAAGUAUACAUUCUACAAAAUCUACAAAAAAAACAUUCAGAUCGAAGAGGAAGAUCUUUUAGAAAAGAACAGGCGGGCUUUUCAAAGAGCAAUCUUAUUUUUAAGUUCCUGAAUAUGGCCUCAGUUUUCAUGCGAAUAUUCAAUCUUAUAUGUAUGAUGUUGCUGAUUGGACACUGGAGCGGAUGUCUGCAAUUUUUAGUUCCUAUGUUGCAAGGGUUUCCAUCCAAUUCAUGGGUGGCUAUAAAUGAACUACAGGAGGCCUACUGGUUGGAACAGUAUUCCUGGGCUUUAUUUAAAGCAAUGUCUCACAUGCUAUGUAUAGGAUAUGGAAGGUUUCCCCCACAAUCACUAACGGAUAUGUGGUUAACAAUGCUCUCUAUGAUAUCUGGAGCAACAUGUUACGCUUUGUUCCUUGGGCAUGCAACCAACUUGAUUCAAAGCUUGGAUUCUAGUAGACGCCAGUAUCGGGAAAAGGUAAAGCAAGUUGAAGAAUAUAUGGCAUACAGGAAAUUACCCAGGGAUAUGAGACAAAGAAUAACAGAAUACUUUGAACACAGAUAUCAAGGAAAAUUUUUUGAUGAAGAAUGUAUUCUAGGCGAACUCAGCGAAAAACUUAGAGAAGAUGUGAUAAACUACAAUUGUAGAUCUUUGGUUGCUUCAGUGCCUUUUUUUGCCAAUGCAGAUUCUAAUUUUGUAUCAGACGUUGUAACUAAAUUAAGAUACGAAGUAUUUCAACCAGGUGAUAUUGUAAUAAAGGAGGGAACAAUAGGAUCGAAAAUGUAUUUUAUUCAAGAAGGAAUCGUUGAUAUAGUGAUGGCGAACGGAGAGGUUGCAACCUCCUUGUCAGAUGGUUCGUAUUUUGGAGAAAUUUGCCUACUUACCAACGCUAGACGAGUUGCUAGUGUUCGAGCUGAAACUUAUUGCAAUUUGUUUUCUUUAAGCGUUGAUCAUUUCAAUGCUGUUCUGGACCAAUACCCAUUGAUGAGAAAAACAAUGGAGACUGUUGCUGCAGAGAGGCUCAACAAAAUUGGGAAAAAUCCCAAUAUUAUGGCGCACAAAGAGGAAUCCGAAUCAACCAAUGCAGAAACUAAUCAAAUCAGUGCUGUGGUAAAUGCGUUAGCGGUUGAAGCAGAGCAUAAUUUGAAUAACCUUAGUGACGAAAGCGGAAGUUUAAAGAAAGUUCAUUCUGAUUUAAGUUUGACAGAGUUAAAUCAAAGUUUACGUAUGAGCUUACCAAGACCAAAAAGUGGUGAAUUUAGAGCUCUGUUCGGAGGUACCAGUCCCUAGGAGCGUAACAACUCUCUCUCUCUGGAAUUGAUUAUUACUCAGCUAUGAGAAACAAGUGAGAUAUUAUGAAUAAAAUUAUUUAAAUAA